Molecule: messenger RNA, 963 nt
Organism: Rhizophagus irregularis DAOM 181602=DAOM 197198
Lineage: Eukaryota; Fungi; Glomeromycota; Glomeromycetes; Glomerales; Glomeraceae
Source: RefSeq, a predicted model, not a curated record
UUUUACAAAUUUUUUUCUGAAUUUUAUACAAAUAUUAUAUUUAUUUAUUUCAGUAUAUUGAAUAAAUUUAUUUAAAUAAAAAAAAUAACUAUGGAUACUGAAAUUUUUAAUUUGUUAAAUGAUUUCAACGAUCUAACUAUAAGUAAUGACGAUGAUGAAGACUUUGGAGAUGUAGAAUUAAAUGAAAUUUAUGAUGAGACCCUGAGUAAUCUGCCGGAUAAGUACAAUGACUUAGUAGAGGCAGUUUUCGAAAUUAUCAAUAAAGUUCCCACAUUUACUGCAGAAAUAGUCGAUAACGUUAUUAUUCUUGAUAAUAUUUUAUUUGGAUUAAAUCCACAAUUAGACGAUGACAAUGUAUCAAUUAAGGCAAUACUCCGAUUAUCCGAAUUUCACAAAAGAAAAAUCCCACAAAGAAGUGAUCCAAGUUGGUGGGAAGAGAAAUGUUCCAAAUUCGAAGAUUUAAUGAUCCAUUUGUGCUCUACAAGCAAUGACUUCAAAAAUUAUGAUAAAAAUGAUGAAAGUUUAAUUAGGAACGAAAUUGUUGAUUUUGCGAGUAAAAUAGAAGCGAUUGAAAGGCAAGCGAAAAUAAUGCAAGAUUUAAAAGAUAAAAAAGAUAAAAUUUCAGGCUUAGAGAAAAAAUUAAAUGAUAGUUUGAAAGAAAAAAAAGUAAUUCAAAGUGAAUGUAAUCGGCUUAAAAUUUUGAAUUGUAAUUCCAAACUAAUAAGUGAAAAAAAUGCUCGAAUUCAACAACAACAAUAUGAAGACAUAGUUAAAAUUUAUCAAUCUGAAAUAAAGAAUCUUGAAAAUAUUCUAGUUGAAAACCAAAAGUUGAUUAAAAAAAUCAACUUGUUACAAACGAAAAAUAAUGAAAUGAAAAAUACAAUUGAAAGAAAUACUAGCCGUUUAAAUAAAAUUGAAAUUUUAAUUUCAAACAUUUAUAAAGAUUUGAAUAAUAAAAAAUAA